Molecule: messenger RNA, 2224 nt
Organism: Pseudomyrmex gracilis
Lineage: Eukaryota; Metazoa; Arthropoda; Insecta; Hymenoptera; Formicidae
Product: organic cation transporter protein-like
Exons: 10
Coding region: 181-1734 (517 amino acids)
Biological process (GO): transmembrane transport
Cellular component (GO): membrane
Molecular function (GO): transmembrane transporter activity
Source: RefSeq, a predicted model, not a curated record
CGUGCGUUCGACACCGUGAUACAACGGCGGCGGCGGUAGCAGUAAAGCGUUUCGCGUCGAUCCGAAAAUAAAUUAGUAGUCGGCCGCAACGAGUAACAAUUGGCCGAAUAAUGAAAGCAAGUGCUCGCUAACGUAAAACUGGAUUUUAAUAUUAAAAAGAAAUUUUAUUGAAGAGCACACAUGCAAGGUGACAUUCAGAAAAGCUGGCGCGAAAUCGGUCUCGUGCCAUUGGACCCCAUCCAGGAGGCAAUGGGCUCUAUGGGCCCAUGGCACGUUGUGAUCGCAGUGGCUAUUUCUCUCGUCAAAUUUCCAGUCGCAUGGCAUCAGCUGUCAAUCGUAUUCCUCGCACCACCUACCAAUUUUUCAUGCAACUCGCCAUUACCAAAUAACACUCAUGAAUCUGUGUUCAUGAAAUGCGAAGUCGAUUUGGGCAAUGGCACUAUAGAAAAAUGCACCGAGUUCAGAUACGAUAAACGAAUAUUCCGAGAGAGUAUUAUAACACAAUGGAAUCUGAUAUGCGAUAGAGAACAACUAGCAAAUGUUGCGCAAUCCUGUACAAUGUUCGGUGUUCUUAUUGGCAAUUUAAUAUUCAGUAUACUGGCUGACAGAAUUGGCCGAAAAAAACCACUGAUGAUUGCAAUUGCAUUGCAAUCGUUGACAGGAUUUGCGAGUGCGUUUGCGCCGUGGUACGAAUUGUUCUUGAUAUUAAAAUUUAUUUGUGCCUUAGCUACUGGCGGAACAAUGCUCGUCAGCUUUGUCUUACUCAUGGAGAUCGUUGGAGUUGAAUGGCGGUCGAUCAUGUCGGUCCUAUUCCAUGUGCCGUUUUUACUCGGACACUUAAUGAAUCCUUUAAUAGCUUACUUGACACACACAUGGUACGGAUUUCAGAUGGCCGUCUCGAUACCGUCAGUAUUCCUAUUAGCAUAUUACUGGAUUAUACCAGAAUCACCGAGAUGGCUACUAGCUGUGGGCAAUCCGAGACAAGCGGAACAAAUUCUAUUGAAAGCUGCCGAACGAAACAAGAUACCGGUGGAAAAUGUAAAAGUAGCCCUGGAAAAUCAUGAGAAUCAGGCGAUGGUUCGACUCGCGAAAAGCAAAGAGAAAUACAAUAUCACACAUUUAUUCCGAACGCCGUACUUGAGACUGAAAACUAUAUGUGUGAGCAUCAACUGGUUCGUUUGCGGUAUCUGUUUCUUUGGUCUGGCGCAAUAUAUGGGUCAUAUUGAUGGCAAUAUUUUUAUUAAUGUCGCUGUUUCAGCUGCUAUGGAACUACCCGGAACUGUAAUAGUUUUAUUCCUAAUAUCACGAGUGUCACGUCUGAAGAUACUGAUAGGAGGAAAUAUUUUAUCGGGCGUGAGUUUACUCUUGAUAACACUUGUAACCAACGGGAAUGUUAGAGUAUUUUUAGCCUCGCUGAGUCUUGUGGGUAUGGCUAUAAGUUUUCCCACGAUAUAUCUAUACAGUGGCGAAGUGUUUCCAACAGUCGUGAGAAAUGUUGGCGUCGGUUUGGGAAGUAUUUCUGCUAGAAUUGGAAGUAUGAUUGCACCAUAUAUUGCUACAAUGGGCACUAUCCAACCUUGGCUGCCACCAGUAGUAUUUGGCAUAGGUCCAAUAUUAGGUGCUGCACUCUGUCUAUUUUUACCGGAAACAAUGAACUGUGAAUUACCAGAAACAAUUGAAGACGGCGAAAAGUUCGGAAAGAAAACAACUGAAGAAAAUACAUCGAAUAAUUAGGAAAAAUCUAUUAUUUCGAAGAGAUCGCGAUAAGAUAACGUGUUAAUGUUAGUUUAUGUCUCGCUAGAUUUGUAUGCGUCUGUUAUACAAGCUAUUGGAGUUGAUAGCUUAUCUGACAAAAGAAUGACAAUAAUUUAUUAUGCUUUUUUUAAACAUAUAUUGAAUCUUGCAUAAGUCUUGACUUUUUUUGAGUAAUAAAUGAAGGCCAUGACUUUUGCACGAACCCAAUACUUAUUUUAUGAAAAACUGUGAACAAAAAAAAGAGCUUUUACGUAGAAAACUUUAUUUUUAAUAUUUUAUACGAGUAAAUUUUGUAUAACAAUUAUACCUUUGCAUAAUGCAUAUCAUAUGUACGUUAACAUAUUGUUUUACAAAUGCUCAAUAAUAUCGUUAUGAUUAAAUUACUAAGAUAAUUUUGUGCAUAUAUAUGUAUGUAUGUACAUAUACAUAUAUAUGUAUUUCUGAGAUUCAAAUAUACAAUUCAAUCUGC